Hevea brasiliensis (rubber tree) is the source of this 1925-nucleotide messenger RNA. RefSeq names its product NADH-ubiquinone oxidoreductase chain 1. Gene Ontology annotation, biological process: aerobic respiration. Gene Ontology annotation, molecular function: NADH dehydrogenase activity. Bases 214 to 513 code for a protein of 99 amino acids. The record is from RefSeq and is a predicted model, not a curated record. Gene Ontology annotation, cellular component: membrane. The transcript has a single exon. Lineage: Eukaryota; Viridiplantae; Streptophyta; Magnoliopsida; Malpighiales; Euphorbiaceae.
CGAUGUUGCACCAUCUUCAACUCUUCCCGGGAUCCAGGGUUUUUCGAGAAAAGGUCCCAUCCUUCAAUAUCAUGAUUGGGUCGACUCGACCAGGCCAGAUCAUGAGUGAAUAGAAAAUCGAAAACGUACAUAGCUGUUCCAGCUGAAAUACUUGGAAUAAUUCUACCACUUCUACUAGGAGUAGCCUUUUUAGUGCUAGCUGAACGUAAAGUAAUGGCUUUUGUGCAACGUCGAAAGGGUCCUGAUGUAGUGGGAUUGUUCGGAUUGUUACAACCUCUAGCAGAUGGUUCGAAAUUGAUUCUAAAAGAACCUAUUUCACCAAGUAGUGCUAAUUUCUCCCUUUUUAGAAUGGCUCCAGUGGCUACAUUUAUGUUAAGUCUGGUCGCUCGGGCCGUUGUACCUUUUGAUUAUGGUAUGGUAUUGUCAGAUCCGAACAUAGGGCUACUUUAUUUGUUUGCCAUAUCUUCGCUAGGUGUUUAUGGAAUUAUUAUAGCAGGUCGGUCUAGUAAUUAGGGGGCGGCCGUUCGGUCGCCUAUGAUACUAGGACCAAUAGGUCAAAAAUGGGUUUGUGCCGCAGGUGUUGAACGAUCUACUCUACACAGGUGUGGGCUUACAAGGGCUAGGGCUUAUAAACCCUUUCUUUCAUUCAUCAAUAGGGCCCUGGUCGGUCACUUUUCCGGGCCGGGAUCGAUAAGUGGAAGUCAUAAAAAAGAGAUGUUUAUCUUCGCACCUCAGAUCAAGAAGAAGGGUAGCUUGUCAAGCUGGCCUUCUUCUAUAUAUAUAUAUUUAUUAUUAUUUUGAAUAUAUAAGGAUAUAAAUAAAAAGAUUCGCUGUCUUUUAACCGGCUGUUCUUCUUUGUCAACGCUACUAAGGCGACCGGUUAGGGAGCGCCUACUUGACUUAUGAAAGAUAAUGGGGUUAUUCAAAAAGGAAAAGGCGCUACUAUACAAUACAUUAGUAGAAGUAAGCGUUAGCCUAGCCUACCCUACUAAUGUAUUGUAUAGUAGGGUGUAGUAUAAUAGGCGAGCGAGUUAGCGAAGACGCUUAGGCUAAUAGAUAAGAGAGCGUCGGUGCGUAGCCUUCAUUCUACUACGCUACGCAAAGGUUACGAAGUCACUUAGCUCGACGUUAGGAGAGUCAAGAGGGAACGCCAUACCUAUACCUACAUAGAAGAACCGCUGUUCGCUGACUUUCUAAGGUCUAACCUUUCGCUCCCCUACUGAAAAGGGGCAAAGCCGCUUCGCACCACUGAUAGACUACUUAAGAUUCAAUUCAAAAGGCCCUACUUAGUUUCGCAAGCCUUUGUCAUUGUCAGUCAACUAAGUAGGGCCUGAGGCCCCCUGCGAAUCCGUAAAUCUGAAGAGCAUGCCGCAACAAAAGGAUGGUCCCCUAUGCAUUUCAUUCUUUCCGGAAGGGAAAAAAAAAAGAAGUACCCCCCAUCAUGGUGAACCUCUCCUUGUGAUCGGGAUGAGGUAAAUGCCUCCCAGCCGGGGGGCGGAUCGAAUCGGAGUUUCCUUAGGUAGCCACCGACCUACAGUUAUCCUUAAACUUCCGUGCUUGGUGGAGAAGAAGCGAACAAAGGUACGCUCGCUUGCUGUCUUGUUCUCUGCCGCGAACUGGGAUCGCUCGCCAGCUAGGUCAGAUUGGAGCAACAUUUUUUGAGAACAUAUUACCCAUCUUCGGGGACAAGGGGCGGAACGACCUCUCGAUCUACUUACUGCAGCCCAGGAAUAAAAACGUCCGUCUAGGCGUUCCCUCUUGCUCCGAUCCCCCCUACGCCUAGGACGUUGUCUGGGCCAAGAGCCAUAGUUAGUUGCUGUUUUCAUUUGGUUGUUUUUUUCUCGUUGUUGAUACCGGCAAGACCCAGCCAGAUGAUGUCUACUGGUUGGUAGUGAGAGGACUCUUAGUAUCUGCAUACCCAAAAG